GAUAACUCGGCGAAACGACCCAGUUAGCAGCAUAGUUUCCAGGAGCAGGGAGGACAGAGGCGCGCUGCCAAAAUGAUGGAAGAAAUAGAUAGAUUUCAAGUGCCGAGCGCCGUGCAGGAGGCAGAGAUGCAGGCUGAGAUGCAGCCGCUGGACCCUGCCUCAUCCGCAGCCUCAGAGGCCGACUCAGACACCAGAGAGGGGGAACCCGUCACUAUCAACUACAAGCCCUCCCCCCUGCAGAUGAAAAUAGAGAAACAGAGAGAACUUGCUAGGAAGGGUUCGUUGAAGAACGGCAACACUGUAGGCAGUCCAGUCAAUCAGCAGCCCAAGAAGAACAAUGUCAUGGCCAGAACACGGUUGGUAGUCCCCAAUAAAGGCUAUUCCUCUUUAGACCAGAGCCCAGACGAAAAGCCAUUGGUGGCCCUAGACACAGACAGUGAUGAUGACUUUGACAUGUCUAGAUACUCAUCGUCAGGAUACUCCUCUGCUGAGCAAAUCAACCAGGAUCUGAACAUCCAGCUGCUGAAGGAUGGUUACCGCCUAGACGAGAUCCCGGAUGACGAAGACCUGGAUCUGAUCCCGCCCAAGUCAGUCAACCCCACCUGCAUGUGCUGCCAGGCAACCUCCUCCACCACCUGUCAAAUACAGUAACCCAGCCCCGCUCUGACCAUUUUACCCGUCCCCUUUCCACACAACAUAACCCCUGAU
This is a messenger RNA of Scomber scombrus (Atlantic mackerel), 708 nucleotides long. RefSeq names its product family with sequence similarity 219 member Ab (gene fam219ab). Lineage: Eukaryota; Metazoa; Chordata; Actinopteri; Scombriformes; Scombridae. The record is from RefSeq and is a predicted model, not a curated record. Bases 73 to 651 code for a protein of 192 amino acids. The transcript is spliced from 6 exons.